Macrosteles quadrilineatus (aster leafhopper) is the source of this 576-nucleotide messenger RNA. RefSeq lists its product as uncharacterized. The transcript is spliced from 2 exons. NCBI's taxonomy places the organism in Eukaryota, Metazoa, Arthropoda, Insecta, Hemiptera, Cicadellidae. The coding region runs from base 1 to 576 and encodes 191 amino acids. The record is from RefSeq and is a predicted model, not a curated record.
AUGGAAGGCCCCCAGGGCAAGAGACUUCAAGCUCGAUCAUUUAUCAAGACAAACGGUUCUGAUUUAAUAAAAGGGACCCGCAACCUACCUGCCAAGGCAACCUACCUGCCAAGGCAACCUACCUGCCAAGGUAACCUACCUGCCAAGGCAACCUACCUGCCAAGGCAACCUACCUGCCAAGGCAACCUACCUGCCAAGGUAACCUACCUGCCAAGGCAACCUACCUGCCAAGGCAACCUACCUGCCAAGGCAACCUACCUGCCAAGGCAACCUACCUGCCAAGGCAACCUACCUGCCAAGGCAACCUACCUGCCAAGGCAACCUACCUGCCAAGGCAACCUACCUGCCAAGGCAACCUACCUGCCAAGGCAACCUACCUGCCAAGGUAACCUACCUGCCAAGGCAACCUACCUGCCAAGGCAACCUACCUGCCAAGGUAACCUACCUGCCAAGGCAACCUACCUGCCAAGGCAACCUACCUGCCAAGGCAACCUACCUGCCAAGGUAACCUACCUGCCAAGGCAACCUACCUGCCAAGGCAACCUACCUGCCAAGGCAACCUACCUGCCAAGGUAA